AUCGGUAGCUUGCCAUCUCUAGUCUAUAAAAUAAAAAAAUAUCUAAAAAAUGGAUGCAAAUGCAACAAUUACAGGCGAUGUCGAUAAAACACAGAUACCGCCUCUUAACCAAAAGCGGAUACUGGCUUUUGUCAACCAUUUCCUAAUAAGUACCUGCACUUUCCUCAAUGAAUUUGCUUUGGGCUGUGAAACGAAGUUCGUGGAAAUGGAGCGGCAAUUACAAAAGACGGAGGCUUCUUUGGUCAUUUUGGAAGCAAAGCUGGCAUCCAUACCCACUGACAACGACACGGAUAGCGUCACAAGCAGUCCAGCGAACCCACUGCCGGCCACUCCAGAGAUUGAUGAAGCCCCAACGCCCACAGUCGAAGAACCACCUGAGACUGAGCAAGAGCCGGAGCUGGUGGGGGUGCGAGCAUGCGAGGAUGUUCGCUAUAUGAAGUUCUUCAAAAUGCUCCAUGUUGGAGUACCAGCACCGGCCGUUAAGCAGAAAAUGAAUACCGAGGGCUUGGAUUCACAGCUCCUGGAGUGCGUAUGAAUUGGCCUUGGUAGCUCAUAUUGAUCCUUAUCGUUUUCAUCCAUUGCAGUACGCCCAAUCGAAUCCUGGAAGAUGGCGUCCGUGAGUAGAUGCAAAAACUGUAGGACCAGCAGCACACAGGCGGUAUUGUGAUAUAGCAAUUAUUGCUACAUUUGUAAAUUAAACAUUUUUCUAAAGCUUA
Molecule: messenger RNA, 716 nt
Organism: Drosophila obscura
Lineage: Eukaryota; Metazoa; Arthropoda; Insecta; Diptera; Drosophilidae
Gene: CCDC53
Product: WASH complex subunit 3
Exons: 2
Coding region: 50-535 (161 amino acids)
Biological process (GO): actin filament polymerization; exocytosis
Cellular component (GO): WASH complex
Source: RefSeq, a predicted model, not a curated record